This is a messenger RNA of Penicillium waksmanii, 882 nucleotides long. Its product is annotated as carbon-nitrogen hydrolase family protein. Gene Ontology annotation, molecular function: hydrolase activity, acting on carbon-nitrogen (but not peptide) bonds, in linear amides. The record is from RefSeq and is a predicted model, not a curated record. The transcript is spliced from 2 exons. The coding region runs from base 1 to 882 and encodes 293 amino acids. NCBI's taxonomy places the organism in Eukaryota, Fungi, Ascomycota, Eurotiomycetes, Eurotiales, Aspergillaceae.
AUGUCCGGGUCUUCGAUCAAAGUUGCUAUAAUCCAGCUACAUCCUCAACCUCACCAAACAGAGUCAAAUCAGGCCCGCGCUAUUGCCUAUAUUCGGAACGCAGCUCGUGCCGGUGCGAAUCUCGCAGUGCUCCCCGAGUACCAUCUCGGCGACUUCUUUCCCGAAGACCCCAAAUUUCGCGACCAAUGCGCCAAUUGGAAGCAAUACUUAGAUGUAUACCGUGAACUUGCCAAGGAAUGUAACAUCUGCAUUGUACCCGGGUCCGCAGCAGAGCUGUAUCGCGACGAGAAGACCGGAGUAGAGACUAUAUUCAACGUGGUCUACUUCAUCGACAACACCGGCGCCGUGAACGGCCGGUACGAAAAGAAAAACCUCUGGCACCCAGAGCGACCCCAUGUGAAGAGUUCACAGAAUGAUCCGCAUGUUGCUUUUGAUACACCACUAGGAAAAGUCGGGAUGCUGAUUUGCUGGGACGUGGCGUUUCCAGAAGCAUUCCGUGAAUUGACAAGCCAAGGCGCGAAGCUCAUCAUUGUGCCAUCCUUCUGGAAGCUCACCGAUUGCGCGCCUCAGGGAAUUGCGCACAACCGGUAUGCAGAGAAGGUCUUUCUCGAUGCGGCGCUUAUCAGUCGAGCGUGCGAGAAUACAUGCGCCGUUGUCUUUUGCAAUGCGGGUGGCCCGGAGGGAGAGGACUUUGCGGGGUUGUCACAGGUCACGGUCCCUUUCUUGGGUUGUAUUGGGAGAUCUGACACUUGUGAAGAAGAGAUGAAGAUUGUUCAUUUGGAUAUGACGAUUUUGGAUGAUGCCGAGUCUGUGUAUAAGGUCCGUCAAGAUAUGGCUCGACCUGAUUGGCACUAUUCAUAUAGAAGAAACUUGAACGUCUAG